CUGUAGAGGCUGCGCCUGCGCGUUCCGUUCCGCCCCUCGCUCUCGCUUUCGCCCGCGGCGCGGCUUGUCCCGCGUCGGCCGCCGUCCGCCCGUUUUGUUUCCCGGGGAGCCAAAAUGGCGGCGGCGGCGGAGCUCGAGCGGGUCCGCGUCUCGGCGGCGGAGCUGAGGAGGGGCGUCCUGGCGGCGGCGGAGGCGGCGGCCUCCGCGGGGGCGGCCAGGGGCAGCGGAGGACCAGAGACCACAAAGGAGCCUCGCCACCGCAAGGACAAUCGGCGCCCUGACCUCGAGAUCUACAAGCCGGGCCUCUCCCGCCUGCGGAACAAGCUCAGCUUCUCAGCCAAGCAGGAGGAGGCCAAGGGAGGCGCCCUGGCUGGCGACAGAGGAGCUCCCCUUGCUCCCAGCAGGGAAGAGCCCCCGGCCCCUCAGGACCCUCCCAGAGCAAGCAGCCAGCAGCAGCAGCCCAACGGCCUCUUGGACGGGCCUGGCGAGGCUGGGGCUCCGCAAGAUCCAGGGGUCUCCCCUGAGGAGUGGUGUCCUCGCAUCAUCCGGCGAGCCAAGAAGCCUGACCAGCAGAUCUACCAGCCAGGGAAGCGCCUGCAGGUCCCCUCCAAGGAGCCCGCUGCCCCCCAGCUGGCGGCCGAGGAGCCCCCCGCAAAGGGGGAGCGGGGCGAAGAGCCCGAAAGGGACGCUGGGAAGGGCUGCAGGAAGCCAGCGGCCCCUGAGGGGCAGGAAGGGGGCCUGAGCCGGGAGGGGGCCAAGCCUCUCCGUGGCGGGGAGAAGGGCAGGCGGGCCGAGCGGGUCCGGAAAGGAGGCGGCGAGGAGGCAGCUGCCCAGAGCAAGGUCCAGAGCACCCCAAAGCGCUACUCGCGCUCGGACAAGCGGCGGAACCGCUACCGCACCUGCAGCACCAGCUCGGCCGGGAGCAACAACAGCGCCGACGGGGCCCGCGGGGAGGCAGAGGCCGGGCGGAAGCGCCAGGAGCCACCCAAGGAGAGGCCCCGUCCCCGGAAGCAGCUCUCUGCCUCCUCCACAGACUCCCUGGAUGAGGACAAGGCGGAAGAGGAGGAGGCCGAGGCAGCCCGGGGCUCCAGCAGGGACUCGGAGGCAGCCAAGAGACGCCUGGAGCACGGCUGGCUCUCCCGGGGCGCCAGCGGGCGGGAAGCCAAGGGCAGCAGGGGGGGUGGGCGGGGGGAGCCCCCCGAGGCAGAGUGGCGCAAGCGGAAGCCCUCGGAAGCCAGCCUGAGCGAUUCCACGGAGGCAGCCGAAGUCGGGAAGGGCUCUUCCGGCCGGGAGCCCCAGGGCAGGGGGCGCGGCAUCCUGGUCCUCCCGGCCAACACGGACCUCACCGCCAGUGGUGCUGGCUCCCCCGAAGCCCCCCACUCAGGGCCCCGGCUCCUCUUCAGCGGUGGCCUGGGCAAAGGGACCAGGGGGAGGGGCAGAGGGGGCACUGCCCGCCGGCUGUGGGACCCCAACAACCCCGAGCAGAAGCCGGCCCUGAAGAGCCAGGCUUCCCAGCUGCACUUCCUCGACACGGACGACGAGGCGGCCCCUCCGCCCCGGGGGGACACCCGCCAGGCCCAGGCCUCCUACUACCGCUUCCAGAACUCGGACAACCCCUACUACUACGGGCGGGCGGCAGGCCAAGCCCCCUCCUAUCCCUACGCCGGGUACUCCCUGCCCUAUCAGGUCGGUGCCAUUAACGGGGUUUACCCGGGCACCUAUUACCCGCCAGGCUACCCAGGGCAGGCCGAGCCCUACCUGUGCAGCCCCCUCCUGGCUGGGCCUCUCAGCCCCGAGAUGGAGCAGCAGGUGCGCAGCCUGCAGCAGCAGGAUCUCAGCAAGGUCCUCCGCGAAGCCAGCAACCUGGAGCAGCAGCUAAGCAACCUCCUGUCCAGGGACCGGCUCAGCCCUGAGGGCCUGGAGAAGAUGGGGCAGCUCAGGGUGGAGAUGCUGCAGCUGUACAAGCGCUGCCUGCUGACCGACAUCGAGUUUGCUGACGCCCAGAACGUGGACCAGCUGCUGUGGAAGAACGCCUUCUACCAGGUGAUCGAGAAGUUCCGGCAGCUGCUCAAGGAUCCCCUUGGGGAGAACGCCCAGGAGAUCCGCACCAAGCUGCUCCAGAUCCUGGACGAGGGCAGCGAUUUCUUCGACGGUUUGCUGCAGAAGCUGCAAGGGACGUACCAGUUCAAGCUGGAGGACUACAUGGACGGCAUGGCUGUGCGCAGCAAACCCCUGCGGAAGGUGGUGAAAUACGCCCUCAUCAGUGCCCAGAGGAGCCUGAUCUGCCAAGGAGACAUCUGCAGAUACCGAGAGCAAAGCAGCGACACGGCCAACUACGGAAAGGCACGCAGCUGGUACUUGAAGGCCCAGCACAUCGCCCCCAAGAACGGACGCCCGUACAACCAGCUGGCCCUCUUGGCUGUCUACACGAGGAGGAAGCUGGAUGCCGUCUACUACUACAUGCGCAGUCUUGCGGCCAGCAACCCCAUCCUGACUGCCAAGGAGAGCCUCAUGAGCCUCUUCGAGGAGACCAAGCGGAAGGUGGAGCAGGUGGAGCAGAAGAAGAGCCCCAGCCGGCAGAGUAAAGGCAAGAAGUCGGCCUUCCGGCCUUCCGGGGAUGAUGCCACCCGCCUGGAGCUCUGGAUCCACCCCUCGCACCCCCGCACCAGCCAGGGGCACGAGUCCGGGCGAGACUCGGAGCAGGACAACGGCCUCGGCAGCCUCAGCCCCAGCGAUCUGAACAAAAGGUUCGUCCUGAGUUUUCUCCAUGCCCAUGGGAAGCUGUUUACCAGGAUUGGGAUGGAGACCUUCCCUGCCGUGGCUGCCGAGGUCCUGAGCGAGUUCCGGGUGCUGCUGGGGCAUAGCCCCUCGCCCAUCGGAAGCACCCGCCUGCUGCAACUCAUGGCCAUCAACAUGUUCGCCGUCUACAACUCCCAGCCCAAAGAGUGCCUCUCCGAAGACUGCCGCUCGGUGAUCCAGGAGCAGGCCACGGCCCUGGGCCUCUCCAUGUUCUCCAUGCUGGUCAAGCGCUGCACUGCUCUGCUGCGGGACGUCUCCCCAGCAGCUGCUCAGGGCCAGGAGGGCUGUGAGGACGAUGACAUCAAAGUCUCCUCCUUGCCGCAGGACCUGAAGGAGCUCCUGCCCAGCAUCAAGGUCUGGUCGGAUUGGAUGCUGGGCCACUCGGACACCUGGAACCCCCCGCCCAGCACCCUGGAGCUGCCCAGAUCGGUCUCGGUGGACGUGUGGGCCACCCUGGCCGACUUCUGCAACAUCCUGACAGCCGUGAACCAGUCGGAGGUGCCGCUCUACAAGGACCCGGACGAGGACCUGGCCCUGCUCAGCCUGGAGGAGGACCGCCUGCUCUCGGGUUUCGUCCCGCUGCUGGUCGCCCCCCAGGAGCCCUGCUACGUGGAGAAAUCCUCGGACAAGAGAAGAGCCAUUGCUGGCAUUCAAGGGUGGAAAGUAUGUGUCAGUGGCCCCCGUCCCAGACGCCAUGGGAAAGGAAGCAGCCAGCCAAGAGGGAAAACAACUGGAAGAUCAGGAGGACGAUGUCCGGAUCGAGGCUUUUGAGGACGACUCGGAGGCCGACGGCAGCGGUGGAGAGCUGGACAUCAGGGAGCUGCGGGCCAAGAAGCAAGCGCUGACCAGGAAGGUGGCCGAACAGCAGCGCCGGCAAGACAAGAUCCAGGCGGUGCUGAAGGACCAGGCCCAAGUGCGGCAGAUGGAGCUGGAGAUCCGCCCCGUCUUCCUGGUGCCGGACACCAACGGCUUCAUUGACCACCUGGGCAGCCUGGUCAAGCUCCUAGACUGCCGGCAGUUCAUCCUCGUGGUGCCCCUGAUUGUCAUCAACGAGCUGGACGGGCUGGCCAAGGGCCCCGAGUCGGAGCACCGUGGCGGGGGCUACGCACGGCUGCUGCAGGAGCGGGCCCGCAAGGCAGUGGAGUUCCUGGAGGCGCGCUUUGAGAAGCGGGACAGCUACAUGCGAGCCCUCACCAGCCGCGGCAACGAGCUGGAGUCCAUCUCCUUCCGCAGCGAGGACAUCUCCAGGCAGCAGGGAAACAACGACGACCUGAUCCUGUCCUGCUGCCUCCACUACUGCAACGACAAGGCCAAGGACUUCAUGCCGGCCAACAAAGACGACCCGAUCCGGCUGCUGCGGGAGGUGGUGCUGCUGACGGACGACCGCAACCUGCGGGUGAAGGCACUGACCCGCAACGUCCCCGUCCGGGACAUCCCCACCUUCCUGCGAUGGGCGCAGGAGGGCUGAGCCGGGCAGCGUGCAGGGGGGCACCGUCCCCAGGAAGCUGUGCCGCUCUGUGCCACCAGCAGGGGGCAGCCUUGAGGCGGAGGGGGGGCCCUUGCGCCAAGCCACUGCCGCCCCCACCGCCGUUCCCGGCUGACACCCACCAAUGAACAAUAAACGUGUCUCCAACCCGCCCGGAAUGGCCGUGCUGUGGGUGUGAGAGAGAGGGAAGUGUUGUGUCCGCACAGGCCAGCGAGGGUGGGGGGGAUAGGGGCGUGUCGUGUUCCCCUGCCGAGGGGGGAGGAUAGGACAGCCAGAGAGGUCUCAAGUGGGCACCCCCAUACGCCUUUUCCUUGGCCAGGUGGGGCAAGGUGAGGGGUACUUUGUGUGGAAGUGUGUGAGCCCCGAUCCCCUCCCUGCCGCCCCCCACAUUGACAUCCUCUUUGUCCUCUUCCAGCCCCCUCCCGGACCCUCAUCCUUCCCUUUUGCCAACCUGCAUCCCAGAUUUCCAUUCUCAUCAUCCCCAGACACACACACACACACACACACUCCUGGUCCAGUGGUGUAGGUUGCAGGGGGGGGCCUGGGCGUUGGGUUUGGGGAGUGCAGAGUCAGGGCUGGGGGGUGGAGAGAAGAGGCAAGCGGGUGCCCCCAUGAAGGAGCUUUGAGGGCAGUUGGAGCUCACACAGAGAACAGCUGCCAUGAAAAAGAAGAAUUGUCCCCUCGCUCGGGAGCCUGUAUUGAAAUGGGGGGGAGCCUUAACUGGCCCCGGUCAGUUGCAUCGUUGCCCAUCCCCAGGCCCUUUGGGUCGAUGGCAGGCGGGGAAGGGGGGAGCCCACGAUUGGGAACAAAAACAGAAAACCCAAAGAGCCAGCCAUGGAAAUGGACUUGUCCUGCGUUCAAAGGACGCUUUUUAGAUAAAAAACCCUUUGCUUCCGGAGGGGGCCACACCAGAUGGUUUGGGGUCACAAUUCUGCCUUUCUUGGUCUGGAGAGGGGGAUUCGCCUCUCCCGCCUCCACCUUUGGGGUCUGCUGCACUCAAGAUCGUCAGCCCCAUGGCGAUGGGGAGGGGCGGGUGUGUCUCUUCCCCCACCCCUUUUGUUCUGCUUUUUGGCCUGCCGGGGUUUGAUGGAGGGCUUGUGACAGACAAAGUAAAAUAAAAAAAAUGUUCCUUUGUU
Zootoca vivipara (common lizard) is the source of this 5421-nucleotide messenger RNA. NCBI's taxonomy places the organism in Eukaryota, Metazoa, Chordata, Lepidosauria, Squamata, Lacertidae. The record is from RefSeq and is a predicted model, not a curated record.